AUCUUCCCCAGGCCCUCGACCGGAAGUGGCUGGCCGCGGUGUGUCGGUAUAAUCGGUCCCCCAUCCCUCUGUGGCGCAGUAACGGACUGACAGUCGGUGAUGGCGGGAACGGCGCUGAAGCGGUUGAUGGCUGAGUACAAGCAAUUAACACUAAAUCCUCCAGAAGGAAUUGUUGCAGGUCCAAUCAGCGAGGAGAACUUUUUUGAAUGGGAGGCCUUAAUCAUGGGCCCGGAGGACACGUGUUUUGAAGGUGGUGUGUUUCCAGCUAUACUAAGUUUCCCACAUGAUUACCCACUGAGUCCACCAAAAAUGCGUUUCACAGGAGAAAUGUUUCACCCAAAUGUUUACCCAGAUGGGAGAGUUUGCAUCUCAAUUCUACAUGCACCAGGUGAUGACCCCAUGGGAUAUGAGAGCAGUGCAGAGCGGUGGAGUCCUGUUCAGAGUGUUGAGAAGAUUCUCCUCUCUGUUGUCAGCAUGCUGGCAGAGCCUAACGAUGAAAGUGGGGCCAAUGUGGAUGCCUCGAAGAUGUGGCGAGAUGACCGGGUGCAGUUCUGCAAAAUUGCCCAGCAAACUGUGCGAAAAUCCCUUGGACUGUGAUUGGAAAGCGCUUCAAAUGUCUGGGGAUUGUCGGCGGUAUUUAACUGUUCUUUGCACAAGCAGUUUGUUUCUUGCUAUUUGUAUUCAAGGAUAAUGUUAAGGAUCAUCCUGUUUUCUUUGGUGUUAGAACUAAUUUGGCCUACUGUUAAAAUUUCACCAGGACUAUUGAGUGGCUCCCAUUCCUGAAGUGAUGUUCUGUUUUCCAUUUCGGAUGCAAAUAGUUUGAACUUGCUUUGAAGAAAUAACUGAAGAGGUAAAAAAUAACUGCUGCAAAAGACACUUGGUAACAUGAGUUUUGUUUUUCCUAAAUAUUGCUGUAAUUGGAAAAGGUUGUAUUUCUGUGGGAUAUCGCUGCUUAGUCCUGGGGACAGUGAUGAAACUCUGUUUUAGGCAUCUGAUUAAUCUCUGAAUGCAGGAACAAGCUGAAUUUUGUUCCUCGCGUAGAAAGCCUUCAGCACAUUUUCUUUGCUUGUUAUGGUUGCACAGUAUGUUGUAGAAAUGAGUGCAGCAUGGUUUAAAAUUUGCAGCAAUGUCAUUUACCAGGUGAUAACUGCAUGCACCUGUCCCCAUCCAGCAUUUGCACAAAAAGUUACAGCAUGCUGAUGGUUUCUGAGAUGGAUUUAUUCGUAGAGGAAAACUGUGCGCUAGUGCAAGAAGCUUUUAGACAAAAAAAUUAAAGAACACGUAAACUACAAGAAGCAGCAAAUAUCUGGGGAAUGUCCCUUCAAAGCACCAAUAACAUUUCAACUUUAUUUCCCACCAGCAGAGAAAUCUGAUGAUGGAGGUAUAUUUGCCUUCCAUUAGAGAUGGGUACUGUGUGUGCAUCAUGCACGCGUUUUGACAUGUUUGGUGAAUGUCAUGCUCCGGAAUGAAAAGACUGCUCUGCUUCAUAAUCGUAACAAGACCUAGACAAUAUUCGGGCAAAUUAUCUUCAUGCCACACAAAUACCAGGCAAUGACCAUUUCCAACAGGAGAGGCUCUAACCAUCUCGGCUUGAUAAGCAGUUGCAUUAUUGAGCUCUUGCAUUUGAUAUCCUGAAGUUGCUAUUGACCAGAAACUCCGCUGGAUCAGAACUAAAAUCUUCCAACUACACGAGCAGGAGGAGACUUGUAUCUGGUAGCAAGCAAAUUAUUUUCACAAUCUUCGAGGCACAAAUUGGGGUGAGAUGUAAUACUCUCUACUCUUGAUCUGCCUUUAACACCAUAAUUCCAACCAAACGCUUGGACCUCAGACUCAGCACCCAUCUUGGCAACUGGAUCCUUGAAUUCUUGACCGAUAGACUACAAUUAACAAGGACAGAUAACAAAACAUCUUCUACGAUAAUUUGCAACACUCCUGUCCCCAAGCUGUGUUCUCAGCCCCUUUGUAUACACUCACGGCUGUGUAGCCUAAUACUCCUCAAACUCAACUUUGCAAAUGACACCACUAGCGUGCCAGAUCCCAGAAAAUGACCAGACAGAGCACAGCAAGGAGAGAGAGAGAGAGAGAGCUUAGUAACUUGGUGUCAAUACAGCAAUCACUCCCUCAACGUCAGCAAAAUGAAAGAGCUGGUCAUCGACUUCAGGAAAGGGGGUGGAGUAAACUCCCUGAAGUGGAUCGAUGGUGCUAAAGUGGAGAUGAUUGAGAGCGUCAAUUUCCGAGCUGUAAAUAUCAAAAACAAUUCAAGUACAUUGAUACUUUGGACAAGAAAGCACACCAAUGCCCCUCUUUCCUCAGAAGGCCAAGGAUACUCGGCAGGCCUCCAAUUAUUCUUGCCAAUUUCACUAGAAGCAUCGUAGAAAGCAUUGUAAUUGGAUGCAUCACAGCUUGAUAUGCAAUGGCUGUGCUCAAGACUUCAAAAAAAUUACAGACUGUUGUGAAUCUGCAGCCCUGUUCAUCACAUAAACAAGCCUCUGUUUUCCCCUCUGUAUUCCCCCACCCCACCUCCCAUAGACUCCAACUAUACUUUGUGCUGCCUCUGGAAGGCCGCUAAUGUGACCGUUUAAACCCGUCAUUUUCUCUUCUCCCCUCUCCCAUCGGGCAGAAGAUACAAAAGCUUGAAAGUGUUUACCACCAGAUUCAAGAACAGCUUCUUCCCUGCUUUUUCAGACUCUUGAACUCUUGUAUGCUAAGGAUGAAUUCCCAAUCUUCCAAUCUACCUCGUUGCAGCUCUUGCACUUUAUCAGUACUUUCUCUGCAUCUGUACACUAUGUUCUACACUGUUUAUUUUUGAUUUUGCGCAACCUGAUGUAUUCAUGUAUAGUAUGAUUUACCUGGAUAGCAUGCAGAGCAAAUCUUUUCAGUGUAUCUUAAUAUAUGUGACAAUAAUAACUUGGUACCAAUACCAAUGCUCUUUUGAGUAUGAGUAUUAAGCAUGACAUCACCCUGUCUAUAGCAGCCCUCUUAAUUGGCACCAAUCUAAGCAUUAUUUCCCUUUACCAAUUGUACAUAGUGACUGCAAAUAUAAAUCUAUAAAUGCACUCUAGUUACUCUAGAUCACUCCAACAGAGUUCUACCAAGGGGGAGCAGGCAUAUGAGAAUACAAUCACUGCAGGUUCCGUUCCUAGUUGCCCGCCAUUUUCUCUUAUAAAUAUUAUGCUGUUCCUUUACUGAGUCACACUCCUGGAAAUCCUACACUGACAGGACAAUGGGAGUGCUUUCAUCAGAAGAAUUGCAGCAGUUCAAGAAGACGAAUCUCCACUGCCUUCUCACGGGAAUUGGGAAUGGGUCAUUAAAUGAUGGGUCUUAAAUUAAGGCCAUAUCCUGACUUUUAUUAAUUGCUUUAAUUUUUUUCCCACUUCUUCCUAGAAGUAACAAAAUGCUUGCCUGAUUAUUUAAUAAAGUUAUUUCAAUGGAUAAUAGUGAAAA
This is a messenger RNA of Leucoraja erinaceus (little skate), 3444 nucleotides long. It is a transcript of the gene ube2g2, whose product is annotated as ubiquitin-conjugating enzyme E2G 2 (UBC7 homolog, yeast). The transcript has 6 exons. Lineage: Eukaryota; Metazoa; Chordata; Chondrichthyes; Rajiformes; Rajidae. Bases 100 to 597 code for a protein of 165 amino acids. The record is from RefSeq and is a predicted model, not a curated record. Gene Ontology annotation, cellular component: endoplasmic reticulum; cytosol.